AGCCAGUGGAAAGACGAUUAUCUAAAAUCGUCUGCGGUUUUUUUGUUCUUUUCCCCAUUCCUGCCCUCUUCACUUCGAUUCUGUCUCGUGGAACGUCGCCACAAACGAUUUCGAGGAGCCUCAUCUGCAAGUCUUUCCCAUUGCGUUUGCAAAGGAAUGGAACUUUUCGCUGAUCGGCCAUCUGGUUCUUAAACAGGUGGAGCAACAUUUAAUCACAAGCAAUCGCAAAAGCUGUUCUUACAAGAAUAUGAAUUGCAGCAAAUAACGGCACUUCUCUACUUCGUAUGUGCAUCUAGUUAUCAGGUUUUCCUUGCUUUAGCUGAGUGGAAUGCAAUCAAAAGAUGAAAACUCUUCUCUUCUAGGAGGUGAAGCAGCUGGACCGUCUCAAGAAGUCUCCAUUGACCAAUCCAAGGGAGCCAGACCCAAAAUCCGGAAUCCAAAAGAAGCCAAACGCCAGCGAUUUGUUAUGAAACAAGCAAAAACAAUCUCCAAACCUCAGCCAUUAGAAAGUGUAUCUGAAAGCGAAGAAGGUCAGGCAUUGCUCCCCAAGGCAACAGAUUUCAGCACUCCCGGGCCAUCAACUUCCACCGAAAGGAAUCACCCCGAAUUCUUUGGAGUCCGGUCCUACGUCCACACGUUCUACGAAGCUAUGGCGAUGGACAACCCGCAAGAUUUUGAGAACGAGUUCGGAUACCCUGUGCCAUCAAGAAAACGAAGGAGGCAGCUUAUGUGCUGGAGAUGGAUACUGGGUUCUGGUGUCGUAACCCUAAUGCUGGGUGCCAUACUUAUUGCAAUUGGAUUUCUUGUGCCAAAAAGGAAUGUAGUCGUCGACAUCCAGGAAGACAUUGAGAUCAUAGACAAAGAGCACAUGGCAUUCAACUAUGCUCUUGACAUCGUCAAAAUUAUGGGGAUCACCUUGUUCUGCACAGGUGGUUUGAUGGUCGCUGGCUUGUUUUUGGCUCUUACUUUCAUAUGCAAAAGUAGAAUCGAUGAUCCAUUAAACGCAGAGGAAAUACCGCUGGCAGGAGGCGAUGCUUGUCCAGAUACUGGUCCGAAUGCAGCCAUGGAUGUCAAAGUACCUGCUACAGAAGAGUUGACCGCUGUACAACCCAAAAGAGCAGAUCCAGAAGAAGUUGUGAUGACCAAUGCUGGACUCUGCAAGAUUCCUUAAUUUAUCAUACUGAUUUCGUAACCGCACAGCAAUUGUGGAUAGUCUUGUGUAUAUGAAAUGUUGUAUUUCAUGUUUCCCUCUAUCACAUGUAGUUGAUGAUCUAGUAGUCUGUUUUAUCCUUUGUGUAAUAUCAUUUAACGUUGCCACUCCAAAUUAUCAAAUAUAAUAUCAUUCUUCAAGUGAUGCUACCGCGUGAUGUCUUCAGGUGCUUUUUCUUGUAAACACUUAUAAAACGUGUUCCUUUAGUUAUAGUAAACAUGAAUAUUUUGUAUAUGUAUCGUAUACAUAUUAGAAUGAAACAUAUGUCUAUAUUUCAGAUUAUAAAAUUUAAUACAUUACAUACGAACAUUUUAUGAAACAUUUGAUGAUAUAUAUAUUUAAGAGUUUCAUUAUAUGGAUGGUAAUUUACAUAAAAUCUAUAUUGGAAAAAUAUUGAUUAUCAUGUUGAAACUGUAUAUAUUUGGAUGACAUCUUUUCCCCUUUAUUCAGUGUCUUGAA
Molecule: messenger RNA, 1669 nt
Organism: Argiope bruennichi
Lineage: Eukaryota; Metazoa; Arthropoda; Arachnida; Araneae; Araneidae
Product: neurensin-1-like
Exons: 4
Coding region: 329-1171 (280 amino acids)
Biological process (GO): nervous system development
Cellular component (GO): neuronal cell body; neuron projection; transport vesicle
Source: RefSeq, a predicted model, not a curated record